AUGUGUUUGACAUAUUUGCUCUCACAUCUUCCAAAUAGACAGUACCAAGUACAUGCGGUGACUAUAGACCAUAAAUACCGGGAAAAUUCGGGCUUAGAAGCUGCAAGAGUAGGUGACAUUGUAAGUAAAUGGGGAGUCAAGCAUAUAAUUAAACCAUUGGAAUAUGAGCAGGAAGAUGUCAAUUCUAUAAGUAACUUUGAGGAGGUUGCUCGAGAAAUGAGAUAUCAAGUGUUCCGUGAUGUUUGUAAGGAAAAGGGGUCAAAUUUGCUCUUCACAGGUCAUAAUAUGAAUGAUAAAUUAGAGACGUUUGUUCAAAGAUUAGGUCAAAAUUCAACCUUAUAUGGCUUAAUGGGUAUUAGACCCGUAUCAAGAUUUCCUCUAGCUCCCAAAGUUCCCACUGACAAUAUUACAGUGGUAAGGCCCUUGUUGGAGUACUUCAAAUCAGACAUACGGGAUAUGGCUGUUAACAAACACUUGGAAUGGUUUGAAGAUCACACUAAUAAGGAUAUCCAUUUAACGCAACGAAACCUCAUAAGAUAUUGGAUGGAAGAGAAUCUUCUUGAUAUGAACAAUGUUCACUCAUUAUACUGCCAAUUGGAAGAAUGCAAUGAUAUGAUUGAGAGCAAGGUUGAACAGUUAAGUAAUUACAUAUUGCAGUUUGGAUCAUUAACCACGAAUCGGAUGUUGUGUUUGGUCAGUUUCCAAUUACCCAAACUGGUUUUCAACAAUCCUAAUUACAUCACAAUAUUGAGUAGGUAUUUGUACCAACUAUUAGAACCUUAUUCAAGUGUCAAAUAUUACCAUUGGAUGUAUGCUAAGCUUGAAAGGUCUGUGGUACCUCGACUAUUUUCCCACACUAGUACAAUUACCAUCACAGCAUUGAACUUGAAGUUUACCCUUGUACCAGAACAAGAAGAAGAUACGAUAAGGCUACUGAUUUCAAGACAGAAUAUGGAAAAACACACUUACCAAGACAAUCAGUUCAAUAUUCACCUAAGAGAUUCAGAAUGGAGUAAUUGGGUCUUUUAUGACCGAAGACUAUGGAUUCGGGUUAGGCUGCAAAUUCCGGUUCACUUACAACUUGCUCCAUAUUGUCACAAAAUCCAUGGUAAAUAUCUUACUCAAAAGCUCAAUGUAAAGGGGAAAGCACUUGAAUCACUGCCAAUUAUUGUUAAUUUUAAUGGUGAUAUCAUUGCAAUACCAGGAGCUGGCUUACGUAAUGAAGCUUAUGAUUAUGUUGAUUAUGAGAUAGAAUAA
This is a messenger RNA of Lizanozyma spartinae, 1257 nucleotides long. RefSeq lists its product as uncharacterized. Gene Ontology annotation, biological process: tRNA processing. The transcript has a single exon. The coding region runs from base 1 to 1257 and encodes 418 amino acids. Gene Ontology annotation, molecular function: ligase activity, forming carbon-nitrogen bonds; ATP binding. The record is from RefSeq and is a predicted model, not a curated record. Lineage: Eukaryota; Fungi; Ascomycota; Pichiomycetes; Serinales; Debaryomycetaceae.